AUGGAGGGAUCUCGCCCAGCGACACCAGAAGCACCUCCAGAAAACCUAUGGUCGUCAAUAUUGGACUCAGUUUCCUCUUCACGGUCAAUCCCUUCCAAGCAAGUUCUGCUUCUAGGUCCUUCUUCGUCUGGCAAGUCCGUGCUUGCCUCAGCAUUGCUACAGAAACCGGUUUCUGAAGAGAGCAAAGACGAGACACGGUCAGAUUUCGCUCUUGGAUAUGAUUGGGCCGAUAUAAGAGAUGACGGCGACGAGGACACUUUGGCGCGUCUAUCGGUGUACACAGUACCUUCAGAUGCAAUAGCUUACACUUCUUUGAUACCACACUUUCUUCCUCCUCGGGUAUCGUUGCCUCACACCCUUGUAAUGGUUGUUUUGGAUUGGACGCGCCCUUGGACAUUUGUAGAUAAUCUUCAGACGUGGCUCAAGUGGGUAGAGAUGUGGGCGAAGGGUGAUGGAUCCCGGGAUCUCGACAUCGUUCGCGAAGAGAAUCACGAAAGACUGCAACAUCAUUUACAGCAUUAUACUGAACCCUCCGUCGAUGCAGUCCCUGCCACCUCUAAUAUUUCCUCAAAUACAGUCCUACCGCUCGGCCCUGGCACGCUGACUCAUAAUUCUGCUGGUGUGCCAAUUAUUGUUGUCUGCACCAAAUCAGACCUAAUAGACGAGGGAAAUGAUCUCGUGGGUGCCAGCAGUUCCGGCAUGGGUGGCAUGGUAAAAGGUAAAGGUGGUGAGUGGGAGGAACGCACAGAUGGCGUGAUGCAGGUUCUCCGAACGAUUUGUUUAAAAUAUGGAGCAUCGUUAUUUUAUACUACGCAGCAACCUAGCACGUUACAGGUGCUGAGGCAAUAUGUCCUACACCUCUUAUUUAUCCCCCUGGCACCGUCCCCCAUGGCAUCGGGAUCCGAGGCUCCGGCUCCCCUGCGCAAUCCAUUCGUCUUUCAUUAUAAGCCAAAUACAUUAGACCGCGAUCGCAUCGUCGUUCCUGCUGGUUGGGAUAGUUGGGGCAAGAUUAGCGUCCUUCGAGAAGGGUUUGAGGCGAAGGUUUGGGGCGAAGCUUGGGAAGCAGACCUUGAUGCCGACGUGGUGGAGUCCGAGGAUCAUUCAGGUGCAAGAAAAAUGUAUAAGAUGCUAGUACCUGAUCAAGGCGCAAAGCCACCCCCUUUACCUCCGUUUAAUGACCCCAUGGCAGAGCAGGCAUUCCUCGCGAAGCAUUAUGACGAAAACGCCAAAAAGCCAGACCGGGAUCCCCGUGGCGCUUUCCGAAAUCCCACGGAUACGGCUGCAGCCGGUAUUGUUGGGCCAUUGGGGAGCAGCAGUUUCAAUCUUCCAACCGUUGAGCGUGCCCUCAGCGAGAUGGAGGCUGGAAUGGGAAUGGCCAGCUCACUCAAUGCCAGCACGACCGCCGAUGGAGCGCGCAGAUCGCAAAGAGCUGCAACGGGAGCAAACGUGACCACCCACGUCGGACGACCACCAAGCUCACCGACCAUCGGAACUUCGCCUAGUUCUACUGGAGGACAAACUCAACAUGAAGUUUUGCAAAACUUCUUCCAAAGUUUGCUCAGUUCACGGGAUCGCGGUGGCGCCAGCGCAACAGCUAAGAGCAUGAGCCCAAAAACAAAUGGCAAUACUAGUGGCACAGACGAUACGAGCUGA
Molecule: messenger RNA, 1653 nt
Organism: Suillus subaureus
Lineage: Eukaryota; Fungi; Basidiomycota; Agaricomycetes; Boletales; Suillaceae
Product: dynein light intermediate chain-domain-containing protein
Exons: 5
Coding region: 1-1653 (550 amino acids)
Biological process (GO): microtubule cytoskeleton organization; microtubule-based movement
Cellular component (GO): cytoplasmic dynein complex; centrosome
Molecular function (GO): dynein heavy chain binding
Source: RefSeq, a predicted model, not a curated record